CCAUUUUGGAUUUAGUUGAGUUUGUUGGUCAACUCAGCGAGAAGUGUGCGGCUGAGGGAACUAAAUGGCAAACAAAAGCAAAACAAUGGGAUCCAAAGGAAAUGCUGAAGUAAAUUAUGUUCAUCAAAAUGCCAUUUUGUGCGAAACAAUCCAGAAGGAGCAGAAAAAUCACAAAUUAUACACCAACUACAGCAUAAACCCGUUUAAGAAAAUGUAUACGCUUACUGGAAAACCGAAUUCUGUCCACGAUUCAGCAGAUGGAGAAGAAGAUGACAAUUUCCUAGAGGUCAUCAAAAAGUCUAAUGAAACACCAGUUAAGAAAUUCAAAUUCCCACAAACAUCAGCUCAGGAGGUUGGAUGGAAUACAGAACCACUGAUUGACAGGUUGUGGAAAGACAGACUGGAUCAUCCAAUAGUUAAUUCUGAAAUCACUAAGUUUAUGGACAAGAAAUGGAUGGUGAAAGAACAGACAGAAAUUAAUCAAAGCUGAAUGCUACUGUAUAAUCUAUCUUUGAAAUUUGAAAUUUUGAAAUUUUAUACUUCUUUUUAGCUCCUGUGCCUGUGAUAAUGUGGAUAUUUGUUAUCUGCAAAGUAUUAAAUUAGAAAUUGCUUGUCAUUAGUAAAAAAAUACAAGUUGGCUA
Stylophora pistillata is the source of this 641-nucleotide messenger RNA. RefSeq names its product cilia- and flagella-associated protein 144. Lineage: Eukaryota; Metazoa; Cnidaria; Anthozoa; Scleractinia; Pocilloporidae. The record is from RefSeq and is a predicted model, not a curated record. Gene Ontology annotation, cellular component: ciliary base.